UGCAACAAUACUUGCAAAAGCUUUCAAAACAGACAGCUGCAAAUUCGGCUUUCCCUUUGUUAUCGUGAAUCUUUUUGGCGUCGAAAAAAACAAUUUUCUCGCAAUAACUGACGAAAUAACUGGGGCAGUGCUGAAGAUAAGGAUGUCUACUACCCGUGUGCCGAAUUUGUUGGAAUUCCGGAAAAUAUCAAAUUACGUGCUACAAGCACUUUAAAAACAAAAGAGUAGAGCCGUUAAAUUUUUAAUGACAUCCGCAAAGAGUGUAUCCUCCUCUCAUGCGACGAUAGUUUUCAAAAAUACAGAGGCCAUCAGCAAGCUACUGCGACUGCUUUAGAAUUUUCUACAUUUUUUUCUACAUCAUCGUUAAAGCGAAACUUGCACGGUGUACUAAGAAAAUAAGAAAUAUCAUCAGAUAUACGGAAGCAAGCCAGAGAUGUCCUUACUUUACUUCAUUUGUAUGCUGGCCUCUAUUCCAUGUCACGUGUUCGCACACACGUGCCCACAAGGUGUCUGCUACGGAGGCAAGUUUUCACUCCAUGAAGGCAUCAAGGGACAACAUUUGAUAGGGUUCUCAUUCAAGAACCUCAGCACGGUCCGUCAUGCCCAAGGGUGCUUCACGGCGUGUGCGAAUGAGUGCCUCUGCAGGUCGUAUCAGUUGUCACGUACGGGAUGCGAGUUACUGGAGGAGGACAAGAAUUCGAAAACUCUUGAGCCAAAUUCUGACUACAUAUACUUCGACUUGCUUCAGAACAUUAUUCCGUCGGUAUCCUCCUUGGCACACCCAUCAAUCUGUAGGAAUGGCUGCUGUCUGUCCAACCCCUGUCUUAAUGGGGGGAAGUGCGCAGAGCAGUGCGAGCACCCGAAAACCAAGAUCGUCUGCAAGUGUCCAUCUUAUGCCACAGGGAAACGAUGUGAGCAUUUCCGUCCAAAGUCCUGCCUUGACUUCUACAAAGCACCUAACGCUCUCUCCGCCCCGCUGAAAGGUGUUUAUAAGAUUUUCAAAGAGGACAAUGUAACAGAACUCAAAGUGUAUUGCGAUUUUACGCCGCCCAACAAAGCGUGGACUUUGAUUGAAUCAUUCGCCGUAGAACACAAAUCAGAGUUCAAUACAAAGUCCUUCAUGGACGACUACCCGCUCAAUCAAGAGACGCCUGGAAAUCACAAGAAAUACCGACUAGCGAGACAGGACAUGCAGAUGAUCAAAGCCACAGCGAUGUCCUACCGAGCAACCUGCAAGUUCCUGACGAGGGCAAACGUAACUGACCGAGAUUAUAUGGAGGGUCGUCUGUUAGAGUGGAACAUCAUAGAGGAAGCGAGCGAUGAUCCGGAACCAGAAUACUGCAGAAGAUUGACAUAUGUCAAUGUUGAAGGCUACAGUUGCUCGGAUUGCACUAUGGCGCUCUUUCAGGAACAGUCGACGUGGCAUGUGCACGGUGAGCCGAGACACGGCUGCGACUUCCAACCACCAGGAUAUAAGGAGAACUCUUGGGAGGUAUUCGGAUGGUAUGAUCCAGUGCAAACUUCCUUCCUAUGCACCGAUUCAGACAGUUCAACGACCGAAUACUGGCUUGGACACGAAAUGCCUUAGUAUCAUGCGAAGACCAGACAGAUAUUUUCAACUGUCAAGUAAUAAGGACAACUCUUGUGAGGUAUUUGGAUGGAAUAAUCCACGACAGUCUAUCUCCCUAUGCACCGAUUUCGAUAAAUCAACGAUAGAAUAUUGACGGCCUUGGCACGGGAUGGCCAAGGCCGUCAAUUCCGCAUGCUGAAAAGCAUGUGGAAUAUUUGGUACUUUUUACUUAAUCAAAGACAAGACCAAUACCAUUGUAAUUUAGGAUGGCUAAGGAUGGCUAUAGAUGUCACACAGGUAACUACCUACAUAUGUCUGGUUACCUUUCAACAGAAUUCAAUCUUUUGUAUCUCAAAGUUGAGAUCCACCUUUAAUAUUUAUGUCCAAAAGUAUAUAGCUAAGGAAAUGUAGAUACCCGAGGGCGUCAGGUCUUUAGUACUCGGAACACCUUUGUCUAGUUGAAUUUUUCAAUCCUCAUAUCAAAGGAGUUUCUUGUUUACUUUGAGUCGCUUCUAUUGAAAACGUGGACAAUUAUGCCGAGACCAUUUCUCAAGCAGAAAUCAAUACUCAAAAAUAGACCAAUGAGGUUUCACUGUAGUGCCGUAGCAGACAACGUAAGA
This is a messenger RNA of Nematostella vectensis (starlet sea anemone), 2190 nucleotides long. RefSeq lists its product as uncharacterized. The transcript is spliced from 4 exons. NCBI's taxonomy places the organism in Eukaryota, Metazoa, Cnidaria, Anthozoa, Actiniaria, Edwardsiidae. Gene Ontology annotation, molecular function: oligosaccharide binding. Bases 434 to 1588 code for a protein of 384 amino acids. The record is from RefSeq and is a predicted model, not a curated record.